Molecule: messenger RNA, 1214 nt
Organism: Guyanagaster necrorhizus
Lineage: Eukaryota; Fungi; Basidiomycota; Agaricomycetes; Agaricales; Physalacriaceae
Exons: 1
Coding region: 126-1214 (362 amino acids)
Source: RefSeq, a predicted model, not a curated record
UAUGAAUGCCUAUUCGGAAUUCAACCAGGGACAAGGAUGCGGAGACUUACCGUUGGAUCUUGCAGCACGCCCUUACAACGAGUCUUACCACCCUGCUAGGUGAAUGAAACGCCCUCGUUUCUGAUAUGCCUCAGCAGCAUUUCUUGGAUGAACAACCGAACGCACCUUUACAUUGUGUACCGCACGUGUGCGACAUAUUAUAUGCUCCCUCCUACGAAUUUACGCCAUCGUUCCCACCGACAAUGGCUGUUGUCGCCAGUACAUCAUCUUGCUUAUCGCAAUCCAGAUAUCAUCCACUAUUCUCUUCCCCAGAUGCAGACGUCGUGCUUAGCUCCUCGGACGACACCCUGUAUCAGGUAGAUGCGUAUACCUUGCGCACCACUUGUGGACUUUUCAGAACGAUGUUCUCACUUCCACGACCACAGAGGAGUCAUGCCGAAGAUGAGGAGUCGAAGGGAGGUGAUGACGGUUCCGGGCGUGAACCUAUUCCCACAUAUGAACCUGCGGCUACACUCACACCUUUACUCCUCCUUCUCUUCGGUCUACCUCUCCCCAAGUCAAUAUCCAGCUGGUCCUACGACGACUUGGAGCGAAUCCUGACCCUGGCAGAAAACUGGGAUGCGCAGGGCCCGAUAUCCUUCAUCCGCGGGGCGGUUUCGUGCCCUCGCUUUACGGAAACAGACCCUUUGAGAUUCUAUGCGAUCGCAGCGCACUUUGGUUGGGAAGAGGAGAUGAGACUGGCGGCCAAAUUUACGCUGCGGAUUGACAUGUUCAAUCUAUCCGACGAACAGGAAGAAGUGGUCGCCAAGAUAUCAUCGAAGGAUUUCCUUCCGCUUCUGCACCUUCGUCGCAGAAGAACAAUGACAUUCAGAGCGCUCAUUAACGACGUGGGACGGUUCUCAGCAGGGAAUGAUGAUGGGUAUGUUUGCGGACGGUGUGGGGUGACGAAGAUGGAUAACCGGACAUGGAGGGCAUUCAGAGAGGCGCUGACGUUGGAAAUCGACCAAAGGCCGCUGGGCGACGGAGUGAGCGGAUUGGCAGUGGGAGGAAUAAGGAGUGGAGAGCAAGUUGGUAUUGGCUGCAUGUCGUGGGCGGUGGCGGAGAGGUGCUGGGCGGCGAGAUGUGAAAAGGCAGGCUGUGGUGCGGUAAACUAUGAUCGAUUGAUGACGCUGAAGGAAAUCAAGAAAUCCGUCGACGAGCUUCCCUGGUUUUGA